Molecule: messenger RNA, 1839 nt
Organism: Saxophila tyrrhenica
Lineage: Eukaryota; Fungi; Ascomycota; Dothideomycetes; Mycosphaerellales; Extremaceae
Gene: PTC5
Product: [Pyruvate dehydrogenase [acetyl-transferring]]-phosphatase 1, mitochondrial
Exons: 1
Coding region: 1-1839 (612 amino acids)
Biological process (GO): protein dephosphorylation
Cellular component (GO): mitochondrion
Molecular function (GO): [pyruvate dehydrogenase (acetyl-transferring)]-phosphatase activity
Source: RefSeq, a predicted model, not a curated record
AUGCGGCGCGCCAUAAUCCAGAACCUGCGCACCUUCCGCCGCCCUACACCUCGCAAAGCACUCAAGUCCCUCCGCAUCAGCUCGCAGAAUGCCGCCUUCCAACGGUCGAUAGCCUCGCAACCACAGCAGCCCAUGCGUUGGGGACGACGGAUAUCAGUCCCUGCAGCGCUAGGUGUCGGGGCUGCUGGGUGCUAUUACGCAUAUCAGCAGAGCGGAGCACAGUCAGCAGUCGGAACAGAUGCAAACGGAGUGCAAAGCAGAGGCGCGGCAACGGCGACGGCACAAGCAUCUGUACAGCACUCGCCGAUAGGAGUCCACAGUGCCGAGGUGCCAGAGGCCGUGCGGAAGGCUUUGAUCGUUGAGCAGGGUCAGCUAUUUACUGCUUCUAUACCAGCAGACCAGCCGAUCAGCAAGGAGACGGACAACUCUGGUCGAAAAGUGCUGGAGAUGCUGACGCCCGAGCAAGCGAACGCAAAGCUGCGCACCAACGAAGAGAGCUACCUCGUCGGUAGAGGAGAGGGUGUGGUCCGAUACGAUGUUGUUCAGAUCCCCAGCAAUGAUCCGAUAGAGGACGACCACGUCGAGAAGAUUGUGGAGGUACCGGACAGUACCGCUGCUGCUGGGGAUGGGAAGACCAGGUCAGACUGGAUGUUCUGGGGUGUAUUUGACGGGCAUGCUGGCUGGACGACAUCUGCAAAGCUGCGACAAACUCUUGUCUCGUAUGUGGCGCGGGAGCUGAACGCUACGUACAAGUCCGCGCUGCAGGAUCCUGCAGUCACGUUCCCGCCGGCCGAAGCAGUAGACGCGGCGAUCAAGAAGGGCUUCGUGAAGCUGGACAACGAAAUCACCCACGACUCGGUUCAGAAGGUGCUGAAGUCGCAGUCGAAAGUGGUGGCAGCUGAGAUACUGGCACCAGCACUCUCGGGAUCUUGCGCGUUACUCAGCUUCUACGACAGCCGCUCGAAGGAGCUAAAGGUGGCUUGCACCGGCGACAGCAGAGCAGUCCUGGGCCGAAGGGCAGGAAGCGGCAAAUGGACGGCGACCGCGCUCUCAGUCGAUCAGACCGGCGGCACGCCAUCGGAAGAGGCUCGACUACGGGCAGAGCACCCAGGCGAGCAAUAUGUCACCAUGAACGGUCGGAUUCUCGGAGGUCUGGAACCCAGCCGAGCCUUUGGCGACGCAGUCUACAAGUGGUCAAAGGAGACGCAGGAGAAGAUGAAGAACAACUUCUUCGGUCGUUCGCCGUCGAAGUACCUCAAGACGCCGCCAUACGUCACGGCAGAGCCUGUCGUUACGACUACAAAGGUUGAUCCUGCAAGUGGUGACUUUGUGGUCAUGGCCACUGAUGGGCUCUGGGAGAUGCUGACGAAUGAGGAGGUCGUAGGACUGGUUGGGCAGUGGCUGGAGAAGCAGGCCUCGACUUCGAAAACGACAAACUCAGGCAAUAACUCCUGGCUACAAUCGUGGUUCACCACACAGAAGGCCAACUCCUUGCCAGUCGAGCACCACGAUGAAGGUACUUCAAAGGGCCAGCGGGCGCCCAUCCGUCAGCAGCAGUGGGGCGUGCCAACCGGCCAGGAUGAACGUUUCGUGGUUGAAGACAAGAACGCUGCGACCCAUCUCGUACGCAAUGCUCUGGGUGGGAAAGACCAGGAUAUGCUGUCCGCUCUGCUAACACUUCCUGCGCCUUUCUCGCGCCGCUACCGCGACGACCUGACUGUGCAGGUUAUCUUCUUCGGCGAGAGCGAGGCUAACGGCAAGGUGGAGUUGAACAAGGAGGCUAGUGCUACUGCGAACGGCGGGAAUGGAAAUGGGAAUGGGGUCAAGGCGAAGCUGUAG